Caenorhabditis briggsae is the source of this 1323-nucleotide messenger RNA. Gene Ontology annotation, molecular function: monoatomic cation transmembrane transporter activity. The record is from RefSeq and is a predicted model, not a curated record. Lineage: Eukaryota; Metazoa; Nematoda; Chromadorea; Rhabditida; Rhabditidae. The transcript has 7 exons. Bases 1 to 1323 code for a protein of 440 amino acids. Gene Ontology annotation, cellular component: membrane. Gene Ontology annotation, biological process: transmembrane transport; monoatomic cation transport.
AUGUCAGAUUCCGGACGGUUAGAGCCGCAAAAUCCCGAUGUUAGCACAGAGAGCAGCUCGGAAUCGACGACGGUGAAUCCCGAAGAGGAGAAGCUGGUGAAUCUGGCCCACGCCGCGAAGAAAAAUCUUGAUGAAUACUACAAAAAGCAAAAUGAGAUACUGGAUCACUAUAAACACGACAGUGAACAAAUAGAAGCAGCUCGGCGGAAACGUCGUCAAAGUGCAAAAUCAUCUGAAUCUGAGUCUUCUGAUGGAAAUGCGCCUGAGUUGGAACGGAAAGCCUCGACGAUCUCCAUGAAAUCUGCGGACUCUCUAUUAAAAAGAGCAGAGCAUUCAGAAAUGAAGGAGAAAGAGUUGGCUAAAGCAGCCGCCAGAUUGGCCAAUGUCACAUUGCUUGUGAAUUUGUUGCUAAUGCUUGCAAAAAUGACAGCUUCAUAUCUAUCCGGAUCUAUGUCGAUCAUCUCCUCGAUGGUUGAUUCGAUUGUCGAUCUAACUUCCGGAGCAGUCUUAUCCAUUUCCUCCCGCAUGAUUCGCGUUCGUGACCCAUAUCAAUAUCCACGUGGACGUACUCGCGUUGAGCCACUUUCCUUAAUUCUCAUCAGUGUCAUCAUGGGAAUGGCCAGUGUCCAAUUGAUCAUCUCCUCGGUUACCAGGAUUCAUGCUGCUGCUGCUGAUGGUGAAAAGGAUGAGAUCAAUGUUAGCUGGCCGACUAUUGGAAUCAUGGGGUCCACCAUUAUCGUCAAGCUCACCCUCUAUCUAAUAUGUCAGAAAUACAAAUCCAACUCAUCAAUCAAAGUUCUAUCUCUGGAUCAUCGUAACGAUUGUAUCUCAAUCACAAUGGCUCUUGCAUGUGCCUGGUUAGCCUACUACUAUGGUAUUCGUACUGAUCAACCAACUUCUGGAGUGUCAUUUUUUGGAAUGUGCCCCAAAGAAGGAUGCGAUUUGUACUAUCUGGAUCCCAUUGGAGCAAUCAUCGUCUCAUUUUACAUUCUCUACACGUGGAUUCGUACGGGAUAUGCGCAUUUUGUGAUGCUUAGUGGAAAAUCAGCACAUCCGGAACUUAUCAAUCGAAUCAUUCAUCAGUGUAUUGAGCACGAUCCACGGAUUUCUCACAUUGACACCGUCUAUGUCUAUCACUACGGAACCAAGUUUCUUGUCGAGGUACACAUAGUCCUCGAUCAAAACAUGUCCCUCAAAGUGACUCAUGAUAUCGCGGAAUCACUUCAAACUGGAAUUGAAGCAAUGUCGGAAAUUGAAAGAGCAUUCGUUCAUUGUGAUUACGAGUUCGAGCAUCAUCCUCAUGACGAACACAAAGCUGUUUAG